Messenger RNA from Cariama cristata (Red-legged seriema), 653 nucleotides. Its product is annotated as centrosomal protein of 112 kDa-like. The transcript is spliced from 7 exons. The annotation marks the transcript as partial. The record is from RefSeq and is a predicted model, not a curated record. NCBI's taxonomy places the organism in Eukaryota, Metazoa, Chordata, Aves, Cariamiformes, Cariamidae.
AUGUUCCCAAUGCCUUCAUGGAUUUUGAUGGAGGAUGAAGUUGUCCAUGUGCCUGCCAACCCCAUAGUGCAGCUAGAGCUACUGUUGACACUGGAGGUGGCCAUACCGGUGAGCAGCCUCCAGCGCUGUUUAGGGCCUCUGCAUAUUUACUUCACCGUAAGUCAUUCCUUAAAAAAAAAAAAGGCAAACAGCCAGCUGAAACAGACUGAAAAGGAGUAUGGUCAGAAGCUGGCUAAAUCCUCUCAGAUCAUAGCUGAACUUAAGACAACCAUUUCCUCUCUGUCAGAGGAGAACAGCCGGCAGCAGCUUGCCGCAGAGCAGCGGCUCCAGGAAGUUAUACAAAAGUUUGAAGAUGCGAAGCAGCAGCUGAUUGCAGAUAAUGACAGAGCAAUCAAGGCUUUCCAAGAUGAAAUCGAAAGUUACCGCAAUCAGGUGCAGGCUGCAGAGAAGAAGCUGCAACACAGGGAGCUGGAGACCCACGAUCAGAUGACCUCUAUACAACAAGAAUAUGAAAACACACUCAAAGGUCUGAUGCCAGCAUCUUUGAGACAGGAACUUGAAGACACCAUUAUAUCUUUAAAAACUCAGGUAGAUAUUCUGCAGAAAACAGUCUCUGUCCUCCAGGAAGAGCUGGACACCUACCAUGCCGGAAG